Molecule: messenger RNA, 1767 nt
Organism: Cavenderia fasciculata
Lineage: Eukaryota; Evosea; Eumycetozoa; Acytosteliales; Cavenderiaceae
Exons: 4
Coding region: 1-1767 (588 amino acids)
Source: RefSeq, a predicted model, not a curated record
AUGAUUCCAAUGGAUAAUUCAGAUACUAUGAUGACAAUAGGUGGAGGAUCUUCUUCUUCUCCUCCCACUACCUCUAGUACAAACGUAUCAACUCAACAACAACAACCACCAUCGCCCUUGACUUUUGGUGUUAAACCAUUUAAUAAAGACACACCAAUAUUAUUGAUUAUCCACUCCUCCUAUACCCCACACGAUCAACAGCUUCAGAUUCAACAAUACAAACAACAACUAUUGGAACAAAAGCAGCAACAACCACCAUCAUUUUCAAACAACAAAAAAUCAAAUGAUCACCAACUCUAUCAACAACAACAAAGCAUCAAUUCCAAAGAUUCACCGAUUUUGAUUGGUGGUCGUGAUACUUCGAGUGGAAGUAAUACAGGAGGUGCUGCUAUUGGUCGUGGUCCACUACCUAAUAACGUACAAUCACAAUAUCACCAUUACUAUGAGCAAUCACAAGUAGGCAAAUACAAUCAAUCAUCGGAUCCAUCCUCUUUUACCCAGAGUCCCGAUUCAAGUAUCAACAACCCAAAGGGUAAUUUUGUAAAUAUGAAUCAAAACUAUGUUUCAAACAAUAAUCAACCAUCACAACAACAACAACAACAACAACAACAACAACAGUCAACACAACCACCAUCAUCAAAUAAUACACAAACCAUUAGUAUAUAUCUUCCACCAAAAAGAACAAAUAGCCAUUUUUAUAAUCCAAAAAAGUCAUCAACUACUCCUCCAUCACAAAAUGCUGUUUGUCGAUUACCAGAAUGCAUUGUUUGUCAAAAAGGUCCACCAAAGAGCUUUGAGAAAGGAACACCCAUCUGGGCUCAAAUUUUACAUGUUGUAUUAUUUGCAUUGACCGAUUCUUCCUCUAAAACAGCAUUGCAAAAAUCACCACCUGCACUUGGUGGUGGUGGCACUGGCAAUAAUCAAAAUAGAGAUUCAAUAGUCAAUAGUGGAAAAAAAUAUUUCCAUCUAAGAGAUGAUAUUUACGAUUUUAUUAAUAUUCAUUGGGAUGUUAUUUGCAGGAGAGAAAGAAUUCCACAUUGGAAACAUACAAUUGGUAUGACUCUUAGCCAUUAUAGCAACCUCUUCCAAAAUGGGUAUCAUAUCUUUCAAAACACUGGAUAUUGGUGUUUAAAGGAUGAUAUACCAAAUCCUUAUGAAAAUGAGGACUUUAUGGAUGGAAUGAGAAAGAGAAAGUUUUCUUUAAAAACAACUUCCAAUUAUACUUCACAAAAUCAAAGUCAAAAUCAAACCUCAUCUCCAUCAUUGACUUCUUCUUCUUCCUCUUUAAAUACUAGUAGCAAUUCGGUAAAUAAUAAUAAUAAUAAUAACAAUAAUAAUAAUAAUAAUAAUAAUAAUAAUAAUAAUAAUAAUAAUAAUAAUAAUAAUAGUAAUGUUGAGAACCAACAAAGUGCUAGUAGUUCAGUCAAUCAGGGUGGAGAUGCUUUAACACCUGAUGUGCAUUACCAUCAACCUACAAAACGAUUUAACUCUUCCCCAGCAACCAAUUCUCCUUCUUUGUCCUCUUAUCAAAUAUCUGAUAAAAAUCUACUUGUUCAAACUCCACUCCCACCCUUAAAUAAUAACAAUCCAAUUAAUUUGGUUGGACCACCAAGCGAACCCUUGCAACCAGAAAAUGUUGAUACACCCCCUCCACCUUUUGCAAUCGAUACAAUGGUUGGAUUUAAAUCGAUGAAACAGGAAUUUGAAAGUGUUAAAAAAGAGGCAGAUGACUUGCAAUCGACUAUUGACGCUCUCAAAAAGAAAUAA